AUGACCACGGACACACUCUGCGGCUCUGCAACUCCUCUGGAAACCACUGCCUUCUCCAAACGCCUCAUGAGUCCACACGCUACUAGGAACGACGCCCCCAUGUCCCCACCUGAAGAUGUCUCCUUCGUCGGCGAUUUUAGUGAAGAUGACGAUGACGACUUCACUCGUUCGCCGAACUCGUCGCAGGAUCUCUUGAGUCCUUGUUCAUCCUACAUGGACGCGGACGAUCCUGACGACUCAGCAGACUCCUCCGUUACACAAAUGACGACCACCAGGCGGAAACGGAUACCCAAGGUGUCUUCCAGAAGUCGAGGAACGAUAAACGCAUCUGGUGUCGUUGUUAAGGUUAAGAAGACUCGUAGGCUCAAAGCCAAUGACCGUGAGCGCAACAGGAUGCACAACCUCAACAGCGCCCUCGACAGGCUGAGAUGCGUACUACCAACCUUCGCAGAAGACACAAAGCUAACCAAGAUCGAGACUCUACGAUUUGCGCACAACUACAUCUGGGCUUUGUCGGAGACCUUAAAGAUCGUCGGCACAAAAUCUGAUAAGAAGGACAGCAACACUGUGUCGUCCAGUGAAGUCACAACGACAACGGAACCAGAAGCUUCGACGACGACGCUCCCAGGUGGCUAUUCUGCGCCUUCCUUCGCGAACGUUGUGUCAAGACAUCAAGGCAGUCUCUCCUCCCCACCAACCCCCUGGAACAUGGCGACGUGUCCCAGUACUGUGGUCGUGCCGACACCAGCAAGUUCAGUGGACUUUUCAGACUCCUCGUGCUCCGGGUCCGAGUGCGGGUUCGCGACUUAUGAGACGCUAUGA
Messenger RNA from Ornithodoros turicata, 822 nucleotides. Its product is annotated as neurogenin-1-like. The transcript has a single exon. Gene Ontology annotation, molecular function: E-box binding; DNA-binding transcription factor activity, RNA polymerase II-specific; protein dimerization activity. Lineage: Eukaryota; Metazoa; Arthropoda; Arachnida; Ixodida; Argasidae. Gene Ontology annotation, biological process: sensory organ development; axon development; positive regulation of transcription by RNA polymerase II. The coding region runs from base 1 to 822 and encodes 273 amino acids. The record is from RefSeq and is a predicted model, not a curated record. Gene Ontology annotation, cellular component: nucleus.